CAUCGCCCCAAUAGUUUCAUCAGUGAGCCUGGCCAAAAUUGGCGGGGCAGCGUCCGGCAGUGUGCUGGCCGGACUGUCGUCUGUGGGACUCACCCUGCCAUCCAGUGCUGCCCUGGGCUCAGUGGCAUCUACCUUGAGAUCCACGUGGAUGUCUCUUCCAUACUGGAAUCCCCUGCUGUGACCUCGGCUGUUUCCCCAGUUGGAGCCAAGACUGCUGCAGUUGUGAUCGGAGGAGCCAUGCUUGCGGGCUCUGUGCCGGUGCUGGACACCAUGGGCUUCCCUAGGGCAGCAAAAGCAGCCUCCAAAGUGGUCAGCAUGAUAUCAGCCGCUUCCCUCGCCAACGGGGGUGGGGUUGCCGCCGGCAGCCUGGGGGCUACUCUGAAGUCUGUGGGGGCAGUUGUCCUCUCCGCGUCAUCCAACGCUCUCCUCUGCUUGAUUGGAACAUCUUUUGGAGCCUGGCUGGGAUCAAAAAUAAAGAAACAUUGUACCUCUCCUCCAGCUGGACCCAGUCCUGAAGCAGAGAGGGGCCCCCAUGUUGGAGGUGACUCUCCAGGGCCUCAGGAUGAGAGUCCCCAAAAUGACAAGCCUCCUGCCUCCCAAAAUUGUUCAGAGAAGGAUGAGAAAUAAAGAUGAUAUACUGUGAGCUUCCCCUAGUGGCUGCACUGCCUUCUAGCGGGUGGGCAUAGGAAGGGAGCAGGAACUCCAAAGGAAGGAGCAGGGGGUGUCCUCAGUGACUGGAGCCAGGUCUGUUUCCAGUCCUGUCACCCACUUGGGACGCUGAGACGGUCAUGUCUCUUUUUGAGCCUCAGUUUGCUGCUCUUCAGAUGGGGAGUUGGACCAAGUGUCUUCAAAGAUGUCACUCAGGGCC
Molecule: messenger RNA, 868 nt
Organism: Hipposideros armiger (great roundleaf bat)
Lineage: Eukaryota; Metazoa; Chordata; Mammalia; Chiroptera; Hipposideridae
Product: interferon alpha-inducible protein 27-like protein 2A
Exons: 5
Coding region: 238-627 (129 amino acids)
Biological process (GO): release of cytochrome c from mitochondria; intrinsic apoptotic signaling pathway
Cellular component (GO): mitochondrial membrane
Source: RefSeq, a predicted model, not a curated record